CUGUCAUGAAGUCACCAGAGAUCCCCCUUUUUAUAUAAGAAAAAUCUAAUUAACACGUCGGACAAAAUUAGCUCCGCACUUGGCCGUCAAGAAAUAAUUGACGAGGAAACAAAGAAUCUCACAUGACUCGUUCUUUAACCUUUCCACAAAUAUAUAUGAACUAAUAAAAGCGAACAAUCUUUUCACCUUCUCCUUUUGAAUUCUCUCUGUUUCUUUCUUAUGGAAGAAGAAAAAUAUCAGACGCAGUCCAAAUGGCAAGGCAAAGCCUCCGCCGAGCUAAAACGCAUGUCGCCGGAACGAGCCUGGCCGGCCCUGGCCAAUUUCUGCAACCUACACAAGUGGUUCCCCACGGUUUCCGCGUGUCGCCAAGUGGAGGGCGUCCCUGGCCAGCCGGAUCUGUUCCGGUACUGCGCAAGUGCACCUGUUGAUUAUGAUGAGUCCACCAUCAAGUGGUCUGAAGAGAAGUUGUUGACCAUUGAUCCGAUCCAACGGCGCUUGAGCUACGAGGUCACGGAGAGCAAUCUCGGGUUUAAGUCGUACGUUGCAACAAAGCAAUUAGUUGCGAUGGACAGCGGAGAUGGGUGCAGGAUCGAGUGGUCGUUUGUUAGCGAUCCGAUCGAAGGGUGGGGACUGGAUGAUUUUCUUUCCUACCUUGAUUCUUCUGUUCAAUUGAUAGGAAAGACGAUCAUGGAGCAUCCUUCUCUAUCUGCUACUACUACUUGAUAUGUACUCAACCCUUCAACUUUAGUAUUUGUGUUUGAGAAUUGUUAUUAACACUCCAAAAAUCUCAUUCUAUACUCCACACAAGUGUAUUUUUCAUUUUAAUUGUAAGAAGUUUGGAGUGCUAAUAACAAUUCCCUUUGUUUUAUGUAAUUUGUAAUGACUUUUCUUUGUAUUCAACUGUGCUUUGACGUGGUCUCAUUUGAUGGCCAUGACUUGGUAUGUCCUCAUAGU
This is a messenger RNA of Malus domestica (apple), 954 nucleotides long. Its product is annotated as lachrymatory-factor synthase-like. NCBI's taxonomy places the organism in Eukaryota, Viridiplantae, Streptophyta, Magnoliopsida, Rosales, Rosaceae. The record is from RefSeq and is a predicted model, not a curated record.